Messenger RNA from Exophiala mesophila, 462 nucleotides. RefSeq lists its product as uncharacterized. The coding region runs from base 75 to 428 and encodes 117 amino acids. The transcript has 3 exons. Gene Ontology annotation, molecular function: methionine synthase activity. Lineage: Eukaryota; Fungi; Ascomycota; Eurotiomycetes; Chaetothyriales; Herpotrichiellaceae. The record is from RefSeq and is a predicted model, not a curated record.
GCCAGAUCCCACAUACUACCUGUAUCCAUACCAAGCCUCCUAUCCGCGGUACUUGUAACCGCGUACACUCCAAUAUGGUGAAGAGCGACCAAGAUGUCAUCAAGGAUUUCAACAAGACUGUCAACAUGACAGCAGACGAGCUGGAGAAAUGGCUCAAGCUAGAAGCAUCUCAGAAUUCUGGUUGGUCCAAGGAUGACGGCUCGGGGGAAAGUGUCGGACACGAGAGCGGGAGAAAAAUCAUCGCAAUCCUUCAAAAGAACCCCAAAAAGGAUCCAUCCAAAUACGACCAGGAUGACAUUGCCCACAUGAGAAAGGUCGCAGCUUACAACAAAAGACAUCUCGCUCAGGAAGAGAAGGCCAAGCAGGACACAGAGAGCAAUUCAUACAAAAGUUUGAAGAACUGGGGCCAUGAUGCCCAGAAGUCAUAGAGUCCGCAACGACAUUAGAAUUAAUUAAACGGGA